This is a messenger RNA of Dunckerocampus dactyliophorus (ringed pipefish), 3853 nucleotides long. RefSeq names its product oocyte zinc finger protein XlCOF7.1-like. The transcript has 7 exons. Gene Ontology annotation, molecular function: RNA polymerase II cis-regulatory region sequence-specific DNA binding; DNA-binding transcription factor activity. Gene Ontology annotation, biological process: regulation of transcription by RNA polymerase II. The record is from RefSeq and is a predicted model, not a curated record. Bases 257 to 2743 code for a protein of 828 amino acids. Lineage: Eukaryota; Metazoa; Chordata; Actinopteri; Syngnathiformes; Syngnathidae.
GAUUGGUUUCCCGUUAUCUCGCGGGUAGGAAGUUAGAAGCCGCUCGAACGGAAGGGUUGAAAGUUGAAACGCUUUGCAAGACUACGAGAUUGUUGCCGCGUUUGUUCUCUGGUCGCUGCAUAUUUUGCGCGGGGAUCGUUAAUUACUGUGCACUCCGAAGCAUCUCGAGCUAGCUUAGUUUGUUAGCUGCCAGCAAAGCCACGCGGAAGUUCUGAACGCAUCGCGGAGCACAGAUCCCAGGAGUGAGUGUGCAAAAAUGUGUAAAAUACAAAUGCUGAGAGCGUUGGUAAAUCAGCGACUAACUGCGGCUGUCGAAGAAAUAUUUGAUGUGCUGGAAAGAACGAUAGCGGAGUACGAGGAGGAACUUUCUCGAACGAAAGAGGAGAACGAGCGACAACGUGAGCAACUCGACGCCGUUUUCAAGAAGCCUCGAGUUGUGUUACACAGAGCAGAUGCCAGUGAAGAAGCUCUUCAACCUGAGCUGCAGGAGUGGAGCUCCAGGGUGGAGCAGGAGGAGCCACAGCGCCCCCACGUUGUAGAUGAAGAGGAGGAGCACAGCUGUAGUCAGGAGGUACAGCCAGAAGCUGAUGGAGACCGCUGCAAAGGAUCAGAAGCAGACUACCUCAUAGCUCCACUGUCAGACAGUGACGAGGUCCGGUCACGUUCUUCUGAGACUGAGGAUUCUGAAGCCGAUGUGACGUGUGUCAAAUGCUCCCAGUGUGGUGCAACCUUCAACAGCAAAAGUAAUCUGAACAGACACAUGAGGUGUCACAUCAUCAAUGACUUGACAUGCUCCGAAUGUGAGAAAGUCUUCUGUGAUAAGUCCAAAUUGGCCAGACACAUGAGAAAGCACACAGGAGAGAAACCGUUUGCCUGUUCAGUCUGCAGUAAGUCUUUCCACCGGAAGGAUUACCUGAAAAGGCACUUGAGAAUGCACACCGGAGAGAAGCCGUUUUCCUGCACACUGUGCAACGUCAGUUAUUCCGAUCGCAUCACGUUGCGUAAGCACUGGGAAAAGCACACUGAGAUCAAACUGUUUUCCUGCUCAAUCUGCAAGGAAACCUUUCCCGAACGCAGAGAGUUGAUUGAGCACACGAGAAGACACGUUUAUGAAGAUGUCAGUGGAGAAGGUCUUCCUCCUCCUCAGCAGCAGGAGGGGAGCUCCAGGGUAGAGCAGGAUGAGCCACAGCCCGCCCACAUUAAAGAGGAAGAGUUCCACAUCAUCAUCUUCACUCUUCACAGUGACACCAGUCAAUGGAAACCAGGUGACUUCAGCCUCCUCCAGCCCUUCAAGCUGCUCUUCCUCUUUAAUAUGAUGCUGCUCGGGGAGAAUAUCUGCUUCACUAACGUCUGCACGACACAAGAAGACCACUACAAACAUUACCCCAACAGCCGCAGUGAGUCGCUCAUUCACCAAGGCUCUCAGGAUUUGUACUUUGCUCAUUUUCGCACCAUCACGUCGCUUUCCACUCACACUCAAUCUCUGCCCAGCGAUGCGUGUCUCUGUGUUAGCAGCGAGCAAACCAGGCUAGCUUUGCUUCACGAUGCCAGUGAAGACCAUCUUCCCCCUGAGCAGCAGGAGUGGAGCUCCAGGGUGGUACAGAAGGAGGCACAGCCCGCCCACGUUAAAGAGGAAGAGGAGGAACACGGCAUCAGCCAUGAUGGGGAGCAGCUUGAAGGACCCGAGGAGGCUGACAUCACCUAUUUUCCGCUGAAUCGUGUCAUUGUGAAGAGUGAAGAUGAAGACGCUGAAGGAGGAUCACGAGCAGACAGCCUGUUUGCUCCGCUAUCAGAUAGCGACAACACGGCAUCUCCUGACACUGAUGAUGAAGACUCGAAGCCUGACAGGACGUCGUGCGCAGCCGCACAAACCAUGGAGGACGCUGUUGGGAUCAGCAUCUGCUGCAGGGUGAAGAAGGAAGAGCAACCGCCCCCCCUCAUUAAAGAGGAACAACCAGACGCCCCCCACAUUAAAGAGGAACAGGAGGAACACGUCAUUAGUCAGGAGGGAGAGUAUCUUGCAGGGCUGGAGGACUUCCCAGGUAUUCGUGUCAUUGUGAAGAGUGAAGAUGAAGAAGAAGAAGAAGAAGCAGCUGAUGGAGACCACUGUGGAGGAUCACAAGCAGACAGCCUCUUAGCGCCACUAUCAGACAGCGACGACACAACGUCACGCUCUCCUGACACUGACGAUGGCGACUCUAAAGCUGACAUGACAUGUCACGCUGACGACGCACGCUGGAAAUGCUCGCAGUGUGACAAAACGUUUCCCACCAAGUCACAUUUAAAUAGACAUGUGAAGAUCCACACGGACGAGAAACUGUUCAUCUGCUCAGUCUGUGGCAAAAGAUUCUCUCAAAGGGGAUAUUUGAAAAGACACACCAGAACACACACAGAGAAACGUUUCAGCUGCUCGCUGUGUGACAAGAGAUUUGCCUCGAUGUACCGCUUGAAAGUGCACAUUAGAGCGCACACCGGAGAGAAACCCUUCAUCUGCUCGGUGUGUCAUAAAACAUUCUCAUCGGUGGACCCGUUGAAAAGACACAUGAGAACACACACCGGGGAGAAGCCCUUUAUCUGUAUCGUGUGUCAUAAAAGGUUCUCGAUAAAAGGUGAUUUGAAGAGACACAUGAGGACGCACACCGGUGAGACGCUGUUCAGUUGCAACGUGUGUAACAAAAGGUUCUCCAGGAAGGACCAGGUCAACAGACACAAGUGUGCUGGUGAGAACAGCAACAGUAAAUGAAGCUUUAUUUUCUAACUGCAUCAGAAAGUUUUAAGUAGGACAAGUGUUGCUGUCUGGACUGUGCAGAGUGCAGCCCGCAGCUCGUUUUUGGGACCGGAUUGGACCGCGGCAUAUUCUCCAGCGUACCUGUUCACCCUGCUGGGUUCGCCCCGUUUAAGUAGUUUCCCAUGAAUUUACUGUAUUGGAACUUUCAUCGCCCCUCCCAGAAAGUUGAAAGUAGGCUGACUUGAGCUGACUUUAGUGUGUUAGAAUAUACAUUUUUAUAUAUGCGGUCCUCAGUGGAAAAGUUUUGGACCCCCUUGUUUUCAUGUGAUGGCAUGAACUGUCUGUCAGAGUCACAUGACACUUAGCUAACCUGGAUGUUGUUUUAACGUCAUCGGUUUUUGUGUGUAGUUCCUUGUGCAAAAACGUGUACGUAAACUUCAUUAAAAAGUCUAAAUUGUAUUAAUUGUGAAUUGUCUUGUGUUUUUAGUUCCAUGCGUUAAACUAACUCUGCAUUAAAAACAUUUUUUAAGCUCUUGCCCUCAAGUCAAGUCCUUAAACAUCGGAUUGUCUGUGGUUUGACUGCGGAACAAAAUUUAGUUUGGGUUUUCUAAGGGGCAUUUUUUGAGUGCGCACACAAUGACUAUGCAGCCAAAUCACAACUUGGCUUCCAAGUUAAGUAUAACAAAAGCAUGUGCACGACGUAACAUUUUGUCUUUUGAAAAUCGCCACACCAACGCUCUCCGCUUUUAUACAUUUUAUAAUCAUCUCUGCCUGGCGAUGCAUUGCUAACCUCGCAGCUAGCAAGCUAACCUAGCUCGAGAAGCUUCAAAAUUCACUGAGACGAGUAUAUCCUGACACCAAACACGAAUACAUUUACUCUUUCCGAAAUACGUACAGGUCAAGGACCAACUCAAUGUAGCAAAUAAACACGCAUUUAACAGUCACGUCGUCUUGCUGACUUGUUUAAUUCCGGCAGACGAGACACAGCGAGUGUAUUUUAGCCGUAGCCCUCGGGUGAAGAGGUGUCAUUUCACUCGUGACCUUAAAUCUUCAGGACACAUAGCGCGGACAUUUUCAGGAAAUGUAAAUUUAUUUUUGUCUCUCAUUUUGCAGAUUUUAAACACA